AUGACUCUCUACUACAGCCUCGUUUUCCUGCUUCUGGUCUUUGAGAUGGCCGUUUUUCUGGCUCUCAUCGUUCCUCUGCCUUUCACCAUUAAGCGCAAGCUGUUCUCCUUCAUCUCCGAAAGCCCUCUUAUCGCCAAGCUCCAGUAUGGCCUGAAGAUCACUUUCAUCUUCAUCCUGAUCUUGUUCAUUGACAGCGUCAACCGUGUAUAUCGGGUGCAACAGGAGCUGGCAGCUUUCACGAAGGAUGGCACCGGUGUCGGAGCUGCCCAUCUCGGCACCGACCGUAUGGAGGUUCAAGCCCGCAAGUUCUACCCCCAGCGCAACAUGUACCUGUGUGGCUUCACCCUUUUCCUCUCUCUGAUCCUCAACCGCACCUACACCAUGAUUCUUGAGGUCCUCCGUCUCGAGGAUCGUGUCAAGUUCCUCGAAGGUGACAAGAAGGCUGGCGGCAAGGACUCUGCCCGUAUCGCCGAGGCCGGCUCCAUUGGCGAGAUUGGCGCUUUGAAGAAGGAGCUCGAGGCUAAGGACCGCGAUAUCGAGACCCUCAAGAAGCAGUGUGAGGGUUUGACCGCCGAGUACCACAAGCUGGGCGAUGAGGUAUCCUCUUCCAAGACCGACAAGAACGAGAAGAAGUCUUUGUAA
Molecule: messenger RNA, 642 nt
Organism: Penicillium maclennaniae
Lineage: Eukaryota; Fungi; Ascomycota; Eurotiomycetes; Eurotiales; Aspergillaceae
Product: putative BAP31 domain protein
Exons: 4
Coding region: 1-642 (213 amino acids)
Biological process (GO): intracellular protein transport; endoplasmic reticulum to Golgi vesicle-mediated transport
Cellular component (GO): endoplasmic reticulum; endoplasmic reticulum membrane
Source: RefSeq, a predicted model, not a curated record